This is a messenger RNA of Effrenium voratum, 1188 nucleotides long. The record is from the annotation of a GenBank genome assembly. Lineage: Eukaryota; Dinophyceae; Suessiales; Symbiodiniaceae.
CCCCGGCAAGUAAUUCCAAGAACCUCGGCUGUUCCGCGAUGCAAGUAUGCCUGACCCAUCGACCGCAAGGAGGUGCGCUCAUAUUGCCGUGGUGGGAGCUGGGUGGUGGUCGCAGGGAUGGCACCUGCCACACCUCCGCCGUAACGUUGGCGCGCAGAUCACGGCCAUCGUGGAGCCGUGCGAAGCUCCGCGCAGUACACUAAAUCCAGAUCUCAAGACGAUGAAAGAGCUGCAGGAAUUAUAUCAAGUGCCGGUCUUCAAGACCUUCGACGAAUUCCUGAACUCCUCCGAGGCAAAGUCCACGGAUGGCAUCAUUAUUGCUACGAGCCAUGCAUCGCAUUGCGAGAUCGGCAUGAAGGCCAUUGGGAAGUUCCACAUCUUGAUGGAGAAGCCGAUGACCACCGAUCCGCAGGAGGCGAGCCGUUUGCUGGAGGCCUCUCUGCACUCCGACCGGAUUUUCCUGUUGAACAACACAGCAAAUUUCCGACCAGCGACCGCCAAAGUGCACGAGCUCAUCCAGAAAGGUGAGAUCGGCACGGUGAGAUUUGCACAAUGCUACUUCGCAGCAGCGCUGCUUUGGCUCUUCGAGAAUCCCGAGAACGUGGGCUGGGUGAAGCCCAGCGGAGUCAUGCAAGGCAACGGCUUCGGCUGGGGCCAGAUGUCCCACAGCCUGGCGUGGCUCCUCUUCGUUGCAGGCCUGGAGCCCAAGAGUGUCUUCUGCAGCAUGAUGCACUCGGAGAAGACAGGGGCUGACAUCUUCAACUCUGCUAUCAUCCACUGCACGAAGGGAGAAGUCCUGAGCGUUCAGGGCACUGCUUCCUUGCCAUUCUCGUCGUAUUUCGAAUCCACGAAGCACAUAGAUAUGAGAAUCUUCGGAUCUGAUGGUGUCAUUACCUACAGUGGGCAGGAUCUGCACCCAGAGAGCGGCGGCCUGAAGCUGCAACGCCACAACGGCACGGAGCUGAAUCUCCCAGGCUUUUACUUCGAGAACUACGAGGCAGAAGGAGACGGCCCCGAAUCUUUGCACGCCUUCAUCAAGGGUUGCAAUGGAGAGCCCUUCGUGAAUGCUGCGGACGCUCGGAUCGGCUGCGAGGUCGUGGCAACUUUGGAUGCCAUGUACCGCAGCGCCAAGUCGGGCAAGCUUGAGCCGUUGGCACUUGCGACGAGAGCUUGACAAAAAGGCUUGCG